Molecule: messenger RNA, 2334 nt
Organism: Trypanosoma rangeli
Lineage: Eukaryota; Euglenozoa; Kinetoplastea; Trypanosomatida; Trypanosomatidae
Exons: 1
Coding region: 1-2334 (777 amino acids)
Molecular function (GO): protein binding
Source: RefSeq, a predicted model, not a curated record
AUGAGCAAGCGACCCCUCGAUAAACUGAGUCAUGCACUUCGCCGCCAGGCGCAGGUGUCGUCACUGCGACGCCCUUCAAAGGACGGGGAUGUCUCACUGUCUGAAAGCACAGCAACAAAAGCGGCUGGGGGAGGAGACGGGAGCGUCGCUCCUGCUUGUGGCGCCUCCCCGGGCAACACCGUGGGCAGUGACACCUCCCACCCCGCCACCGCCACAACGACACACCCCUCCGCAGGUGUGAAGGGCGCUGAGGAUAGAAUCAUUCAUGCAAACUACUCGCUGCGCCACGCACUGGCCCGUGGCGCUCCCGAGACUCCCCUCACACGGCAAGUAAAACACGCCAUUCAGCAGUCUACUGGAAAGGCUGAGGCGCUAAAAGCCUUCCAGGUGCUUCUUCAGGCGGAUGGGGAUGCACCCACGGCGGCUACGUUCAAAACACUCUCUGCCACACUGUUGCAGCACCAUGUGGAGGAUCGAGUGGGCCACGCCGCGUUUGAGAAGGCCUUGACUGAUGCGGUGGGACAUGAGGGCGAUCGGUGGAGGCGUCUCUCAGAGGAGGAGCGUUCCACUUUUGUGAACUACACAUGCCGAACAACGGAACGGUGGGCAGAACGUGGCUCCGCAUACAACAAACUCUUAGGCUUCUCACAAGAAGGCACGGACAAUGAGGUUGUGGCGAAACUUGAAUACCAAAUGCGGAAGUGUGGUGCACCAGUGUCGGCCUCCUCACUAGCGGAUCUCAUGCACCUCGAUGUUACCUGGUCGACGGCGCUACACUUGUAUAACUUUGCUGGAGAAUUACAAAAGUAUGCUCCACCACCUAUGGAAAUGACGGAUCGUCUUAUGGGGCUUAUGACAGGCUACAAGAGUGGAAUUGGCGGCUCUCGUCCCUGGAUACGGGCACUUGCAUUGUAUCAGCAGGCUCUUGUGUCUGGCUACGACACCACAUUGACAACGCAUACACACGCACUAGACGCACUAUGGCGAAGCGCGGACACCUUUCAUCGCGUGCACAGUCCACUUAGCUCCUCCCAUCAGCAAUGGGUGUGGGAAAAUGCACUUGCGAUUACUCAACGUGUACAGGAGACACCCCGACUGCUUCUUACCGGCGACGAGGGCUGUGCAUAUGCGGAGAGUGUUGUCAAGGCUUUUGCUGCCUCAGGCCGCUGGUCAGUGGCGGUGUCAUUUCUUGGAAACAUGGACACCUCCAAUAUGGAUCUUUCAUUUCGCUUUUUGGUACCCACCGCGGAGACGUAUGCCUUUGCCAUGGCGGCGUGCCACACGGCUGGUCACGCAGCCCAUGGUGAGGCUCUAUGGACUAUCUUCAGGGAGACGUACACUCUGCGCUCACUCCACUCCGAGGUACUUUCAAUUCUUCUUCAGUCACUUCGUCAUGUCGUUCGUACCUCACCCAUCGUGGGUCAGCUUGUUGAGGAGUUGGUGACCGACGGGAAAGGCCUGGAGCGUCAAGCCACAGUGGCUGUAUUGCAGCUACUCUCAAGCAGGUACGUGAAGACCACCGAGCAGCGAUGGGUGUUGGCCGCCAAGUUACUCGAUAUGUACGAUGCGAACCCAUGGCCGCAGCAGCCACAGGCACGGAAAACGGAGUUACAAACAGUGUUUCGAUGCUGUCAUUUGAUAUCUGUGAUGGAGGAGCCGGACGGCAAGCGUUUGCUUUUGCAGCUACGGCAGCAUCUGGUGGAUGUGUUUGGCGGCUCCUCGGCGGAGGUGGAAUGGCUGGAUGACACCGCCAUCUACGCGCUGCAGGUGACCUCCAACUGGAGGGAGGCUAUUGCAAUCUACGACGCGGCUGUCGAUCGACGAAAACCUGAGCAAGUGCCGUAUCUACCAAUUCCCUUGCGCCAGGCGAAGAUAAUGCUGGUGGAGGCGCUUGUUCGAUCCUGCAUGGCGAUGAAGGAAGUCGACGAGUUCUUUCUAGUGGACGAGGAUACACAAGAGGCAGACCGCGACGCAGCGGUGACUUUGACACAGCGGGCCCUAGCCGUAACAAGGGCUGUGUUUAGACCAGAUGAUACGUUUCCACAUCACUUGUACGCCGAGUUGCUCUUGAUGCAGGCGUUGAGUGCCACAACGAGCGCUCAGCGGAAGUCGCAUGCGGUUGAGGCCAUGCGUCAUUUUUCUCAGGCCUCGGCAGAGUUAAUUGAGCACCGCCUCGUUGCACGCGUAGCCACGGCAUUGUCGCUUACGGAGGUGCACGUGGAGAACGCGCUUCUAGUUGGGCAUGCAACACUGAGGCAUGCGACGCUUUCACAGCGCAGUGACCGCCGAAGACGAAAUAAUGUCCACGGCGGCUUUGAUGUUGUGGCGUGGUAG